Tarenaya hassleriana is the source of this 1951-nucleotide messenger RNA. RefSeq names its product squamosa promoter-binding-like protein 13A. NCBI's taxonomy places the organism in Eukaryota, Viridiplantae, Streptophyta, Magnoliopsida, Brassicales, Cleomaceae. Gene Ontology annotation, cellular component: nucleus. The coding region runs from base 756 to 1673 and encodes 305 amino acids. The record is from RefSeq and is a predicted model, not a curated record. The transcript has 2 exons. Gene Ontology annotation, molecular function: DNA binding; zinc ion binding.
CAACUAAUCCAACGCAUUGGUUCUUUUAUAAAUGGAAACCACCAAAACCCCACACGACACGAACCCUCCCGAAGUGGAAAGCCAAACUCCCUCCACCAGUGGAACAUAACAUCAACUGAAACUACUUUAAAACUAGCUUUGGUCUCUCUCUCUCUCUCUCUGUGUCCGUACAACCUAGAACUCUCCACAUGGAGGCAUUCCCCUCGACGUCAUCUUCUUCUUCCAAUCGCAAACGCGGUCUUGGAGGGUCUGCAUCUGCGUCUGCGAGCUGUUUGGUGGACGAUUGCACCGCGAAUCUCAGCGUCUGCAGAGAUUAUCACCGUCGCCAUCGAGUUUGCGAGUUUCACUCGAAAUCCCCAAUGGUUUCCAUUAAUGGUCGGUCCAUGCGAUUUUGCCAACAAUGUAGCCGUCCGGUACAGAAAAUGUUGGUGCAAGGACCGGUUUAAGAAACUAAAAUGGAUUGAUUUACAGUUUGUAUGUUUCAGUUUUUUAGGAUAGUUAUUAGUAGUGGUUUGUGGUUUUAUGUAACUUCUAUUAGCAGUUUUUUAUUUUGUUUUUAUAAAUACGUGUAUGGACAUAUGUGUAGAAAUGGAAUGAAGUGAUAUUUGCAGAGAAAUAGUUCUUGUUUUUAUGUCUUCCUUUAAUUCAAAGAAAGAGUGAAUUGAGAGAGAGAAACACUCUUUGAGAGGAAUUAAAAGGAAGAUAACAGUGGUAUCAGAGCGUUUUGAGGUCUUUCUGGGAUCUGUGGAUCGAACAUGGAUCAAUCUGAAAAUUCGGUGAAUUCGGCUUUAAACAUGGUUGCCCCGAUCUUCGACGGGGAAAACUAUGAGGUUUGGGCCGUCAGAAUGCAAGCGUUUAUGGAGGGUGCCGAUCUUUGGGAAGCUGUUGAGGAGGAUUACGACGUUCCUCCAUUACCGGUAAACCCGACGACAAACCAACUUAAGAAUCACAAAGAGAAAGUGAUGAGGAAGGCGAAGGCGAAAUCGUGCAUGUUUGCUGCAGUUUCUCCCUCAAUCAUGAUCAAGAUUAUGAAGCUUCAAUCGGCGAAAGGUAUGUGGGAAUUUCUGAAAAAGGAGUACGAAGGGGAUGAAAAAAUUCGAGGAUUGAAGGUUCUGAAUUUGCUGCGAGAAUUCGAACGACAGAAAAUGAAGGAAAACGAGUCUGUGAAAGAUUAUAUCGAUCGUCUUGUCGAUAUAAUCAACAAGGUAAGAAUUCUUGGCACCGAAGUUGAUGAUGUUAAGAUUGUGCAGAAAAUUCUGGUUUCUAUUCCGGAAAAGUUUGAAGCAACGGUGGCAUCUUUGGAGAACACUAAAGACAUGGCGAAAAUCAAAUUGUCAGAGGUUCUUUGUGCCCUUCAAGCGCAAGAACAAAGGAGGUUUAUGAGAAAGGAGGAGUCUAUGAGAAAGGAUGAAUCGGUGGAAGGUGCUCUAAUAGCAAAUGCAAAAAUAAAUUCUACAGGAAAUGAAAAAUUUGGUGAGCAAUCCAUUGAAUCGUGCAAGCAUUGUGGUAAGAAGGGUCAUCCACAUUGGAGAUGUUGGAAAAGACCCGAUGUUAAAUGCAGGAAAUGCAAUAAAAUGGGGCAUGUCGAGAAGAUUUGCAAAGAAAAGAAUACUGAAAAUGUUGAAAUUGAAGCGAACAAGGCUGAAGAAAGUGAAGUGGAACAACUCUUUUGAUUAACAUGGUUGAGAGACAUUGAACCAAGGAGGAGUGUUGGUUCUAUUGGUUCAAGUCCGGUACAGAAAAUGUUGGUGCAAGGACCGGUUUAAGAAACUAAAAUGGAUUGAUUUACAGUUUGUAUGUUUCAGUUUUUUAGGAUAGUUAUUAGUAGUGGUUUGUGGUUUUAUGUAACUUCUAUUAGCAGUUUUUUAUUUUGUUUUUAUAAAUACGUGUAUGGACAUAUGUGUAGAAAUGGAAUGAAGUGAUAUUUGCAGAGAAAUAGUUCUUGUUUUUA